This is a messenger RNA of Brassicogethes aeneus, 608 nucleotides long. The record is from the annotation of a GenBank genome assembly. NCBI's taxonomy places the organism in Eukaryota, Metazoa, Arthropoda, Insecta, Coleoptera, Nitidulidae.
CACAACCUCACUUUUUGUGAAUUUCAAAACAUUUUUAUUUUGUUGAAAUUACUGCAAUGGGGCGAAGAUAUUACUGUGAUUAUUGUGAUAAAAACUUUAUUGACGACUUGGACGCAAGAAAAAAGCACUUACAAAGUGCCCAGCAUAUUAAAAAUAGGAAUUUACAUUAUGAAGCUCAAAGAGAUCCAGAAACAAUAUUUAGAGAAGAAUCGUUAAAAAUGCCCUGUCGUAGAUUUUUAUUGGAAGGUUUUUGUCAGUUUGAAGGCAAUUGCAAAUACUCUCAUUAUUCCCCUGAUCAAUUGUAUGAAAUCAGUCAAUUAGUUGAGUAUAAUAAAGAACAAAAACGAAAAAAGGAGCAGGAGUUGGUCCCGAUACCAUCUGUGGAAUCUUGGCAUGAAAAAUAUAGUGAAACGUUUAGUAAAAGCAAUGUGGAAGUUGUAAAUACGUUUUGGGAUUACCCAGCGAAUUUGGAGACUCGAUUAGAUUUGCCACCCUCUCUGCAGAAGUUUAAACCUGGACAAUUUACAAGUGAUAAUUUUGAGGAAUGGGGUUAAAUAAAUAAAAUAUUUUAAGAUUCUUUAUGGUUUUUAAUGAAUUUUAAAAUGGAA